UUUUUAAAAAAGUUGAAUUUUGUACCACGCUCAUUUAAUCCAAAGUAAAUAAAUAUUUUUGAUUUUUGAAUUGAAAAAAAUGGAGCAAGAUUGUUGUAGAAUUUGUUUAUCCAAAACCCAAUCAACUGGACGCCAAGAUUUGUUUCUGGAAGACAAGAAAACUUUAAGUGUAGUUGGUGAUUUGUACGAAGAAGUCCUAAGCAUACCCAUCGCUGAUGGAAAAAUUACGCUUGCAUAUAUUUGUAGCAGUUGUGAUUUGCAGUUGAAACUAUUUAAACAACUUAAAAACAAAGCUCUUGAAUCUUAUUUAUUACUUAAUGAUCUAUUUAAUAGUGUUCUUUGCAAAGAUGAAUAUCAUGUGGAGACUGAAGAAAACCAAUCCAAUGCAGAAUUAGCCAACAACGUCGAAUCAAUAAUAGAUAGUAGCCUUUUAAAGGAUGAAUAUUUUAUUGAAAAUGAUGAGCAUACUUCGAUUGGUGAAUAUAUUGAUUGCCGAGAUAAUGAACAACCAGACAACGAAGUCACUGGAAAUGAUUUUUCUGAUAGUGACUUUAUUGAAAAUUACCUAGCGGAAAAUGCCAUUAUCAAUAAUGAUGAAUUGGAGACUGAGGGUGAAAAUAUAUUUGUACCUGUUGAAGAAGAAGAUGAAGGAAGAAAAGAAGAAAUAGAAGAAGAGAGAGGUGAAGAAAAAGAAGAAAAGAGAGAAGAACAAAUAGAAGAAGAGAGUGAAGUACAAACAGAAGAAGAGAAAGAAGAAGAAAUAGAAGAAGAGAGAGAAGAACAAGUUGAAGAACAAAUAGAAGAAGAAAUAGAAGAGAGAGAAGAAGGUGUAGAAGACCGAAGAGCAGAAAAAGAAAGCGAAGACAAUGAGGAAAGAGAAGACGAAUCUGUGAAUUUUGAUGAUUUCACCAACAAUGAAGAAGAUAUUCGUAUGGAUACAUCAGAAGACGAAGAUUUUGAGAUCUGUUAUUUAGAUGAUGAUAUAAUUCUAGAAAAUACCGAAAUAGAAUUAAAUGAAGAGGAAUAUGAUGGAGAAAGUAUUAUUUUGGAAGAAAGUACAAACGAAAAAAAGUCAACUAAUAAAUCUAAAGAGAGUAAUGGUAUUUUUCCUUGUCCUUACUGUGAUCAAGUUUUCCAAUUUAAAACACAAUUAAGUACACAUAAAAAGAAAAUGCAUAAAGUAACAACAAAACUUCAAUGCCCAAUAUGUCUCAAGAUGCUGUUGUGUGAAGAUACAUAUCAGGCCCAUAUUAAUGUACAUAACGGAUUACCUGCCUAUCAAUGUAAUAUUUGUGAAAAAACCUUCAAUCAAAAAGUACAUUACACCUACCACAUGCUAAAUCAUCGUAAUGAAAGAAACAUAAUUUGUGAUGUUUGUCAGAAAGCAUUCAUCAGUAAAGGCGAUUUAAAAACACACAUGCGGUGUCAUACAGAUGAAAGGCGCUAUAAAUGUGAUAUUUGUGAAAAAAGAUUCAAGGCAAACACACACAUGAUUAAUCAUCGUUAUUCACACUUUGAAAAGCAAUUUGAGUGUCCUGAGUGCUUUCAAAAAUAUAUGUCACCAAAUACGUUGCGAACGCAUUUCAAAGCUGUGCACAAAGCAGAAGUUCCAUACGAGUGUAAUUAUUGUGAAAAGAGAUUCAAACGAAAACAUCAUUUACAAGCACAUUACAAAACACAUACUAAAGUGAUAGACACAUCUACGAUAUUAGAAGAAUGAUUUUGUUUUUAGUUAAGCGACUUGCAAAAACAAAAAAUAUAAAAAAAAAUAAAGACACAUUAUAAAGUUUUUUUUUAAAUAAUUACUAUUCAAUAUUGAAUUGUUAGAAAUGAAUACUUAACUACAAAAAUUUAUAAGCAAUAAAGGGUUGCUGUUUUUAAGAAAAAAAAAAAAAAAACUACUAGUAACUUCAAAUGCGUACUAAAAACCCAAAUUUUAAUAUUUUCGAAAUCCCGUAUUUUUCUAGGCAGGAUAAUCUUUUAAAGAUUUUUACUAAAUUUCAAAUAAAAAUAUUUAAAAUUGCUUGUGUUGGUGCGUGCCGUUGAGAUUCAUUUUUAAAAAGAGUCUACUUUAAAGAGUAGAUUGUAGCGAUGCCAUUUUGUAAUAUAUUUUUACCAUCCACGAAACCUAACAUUAUAUCCUUACUUUUGAGUGUUGUUAUGUUGAGAAUGUAAUUUAAAUAUAUGUACUUACGUUGGUGUCCUUGUAGUUAUUUGAAAAAGCCAGUUUUUCCUUUUCGGUUUAAAGUAUUUUUAAUUUUAAUUUAACGAUCAAUAAAACAAAUUAUUUUAUUUUUUUCUUAAAUGGACAUUUAUUUGUGUAUGGAAGGAGGUAUGUAAUAAAUUAAAAAAAAAAAACAUAAAUUAGAUGUUACCAUUAAAUUAAUAAAUAAUCGUUUCCUUAGGUACUGCAACAUUCAAUCAGGUCCAAGUUUAAACUGUUUUUUUUUUUUUUU
Molecule: messenger RNA, 2456 nt
Organism: Episyrphus balteatus (marmalade hoverfly)
Lineage: Eukaryota; Metazoa; Arthropoda; Insecta; Diptera; Syrphidae
Product: zinc finger and SCAN domain-containing protein 12-like
Exons: 6
Coding region: 80-1720 (546 amino acids)
Biological process (GO): regulation of DNA-templated transcription
Cellular component (GO): nucleus
Molecular function (GO): DNA-binding transcription factor activity, RNA polymerase II-specific; zinc ion binding; RNA polymerase II cis-regulatory region sequence-specific DNA binding
Source: RefSeq, a predicted model, not a curated record